AAAUUUUCUCAGCCAUAUUUUCAUAAAUUACAGGGGCGGAUUCACAACAGGUCUGCGACGGACCCCGGCGGCUGUCUGCAAAUAAGGUCCCGUUUUCUGGCCUUCCCUACCCUCCACCUUCCGUGCGAUAUUAUCGCAAAUCUAAACCAGAGAUUGAGUUGCGGAGAAAGUUUAGCUCAGCGAUGGAAGCUGGUGUUGGUCUCAGUUCUCAUUCCCACCUAUUCACUGUCGCACGCUUAAACCCUCAAGGCAUCCAAGUGAACCGGACCUUGUAUAACCUCCACUUAUGCCGUUCAUCAUUGACCAGGGCGCGUGUAUAUCUUAAAACAACUUCAGAAUGCAGACGGCCUUUUUCAAUAUCAAAGGUGCCGUUUUCAUCGAAUUGGAAUAAAGGGCCAACCAUUCUUUCCCGUGGCCAAUUUGGAAAUGACUGUGUGAAUUUCAAGGUAGCAUGUGCAGAGGCUAUAGAUUCUGAACCUUCUGUGCCAAUGCCAGAUGGAUAUAACAUGGCUCAUACCUCAAAUGAUUUGAAAGAUUAUAAAUUGCUGCAUCAGCAGAGACCCAAGGCAUUUACAAACCGAUUUUUGAACAUUGUGAGAAUGGGUUCAGUGUUCGACAAUGCUGUUGAAUCUUUUUUCAAGAGCGAGAUACGGAAGAGGCUUUUUGUGACUGCUGUCUUGCUCAUAAUUAGUCGUGUGGGGUACUUCAUUCCCCUUCCUGGAUUUGACAGGAGACUGAUUCCCAAGGAAUAUCUUGGGUUUGCAUCGGGAUCUAUUGAUGAAUUUGGCGAUUACUCACAAGAAGUUAAGCUUUCUCUUUUCCAACUUGGAAUAAGCCCUCAGAUCGGAGCAUCUAUUCUAAUGCAGAUACUUUGUCAUAUAAUUCCUUCCUUGGUCAAAAUGCGGAAAGAAGGCUUGGGUGGUCAUGAGAAGAUCAAGAGCUAUAUGUGUGUUUAGUUAUCCAUUCCAGCAAUGGUGGAUCUCAUUUGGUUUGUCCAUAUUCGAGGCUUUGGUUCUUUCAUUGUAUUCUCUUCCGUAUUCUGUGUAUGCUGCUAGUCAUAGGACAAAGCAUGUGAUGGUGACAACUUUACUAUUGGUGUGUGGUGCACUGACUAUGACAUGGAUUUCUGACAAAAUAUCAGAGUAUGGGUUUGGUCAAGGAUCAUCUUUAAUCAUAUGUGUGGGAAUUCUCACUGGCUACACAGAUACGCUGUACAAGAUGUUGAAUCAACUCUCAGGAAAUGUUGUUAGCCGUUGGCCUUUUAUACUUGCAGUAAUGGGAGCUUUCACAGUGGUCACAAUGUGGGCUGUUGUUGUGACUGAAGGUUGCAGGAAAGUAAAGCUGCAGUAUUACAGCUCCAAAGUUGCAUCAGCUGCUAGAGAAAAUCCUACAGAUACUGAGAUUGAGCCUUACAUACCAUUCAAUAUAAAUCCAGCAGGGAUGCAACCUAUUCUCGCUACUGCUUAUCUAUUUGCCUUCCCCUCAAUCCUUGCAAGAAUCCUUGGUUCACGGUUUUGGGAACAUGUGAGUGAUGUUCUAAAUCCUGAAACCUCUCUUGGAGCAGGGCCAUGGGUUUACUAUACACUAUAUGCAUUCUUUGUGUUUCUGCUCAAUAUAUUUGACAUUGCCAACACGCCAAAGGAAAUUGCUGAUUACUUGAACAAGAUUAGUGCCAGAGUUCCAAAUAUAAAGCCUGGGAGAGCCACAGUUGAAUACUUGACAAAAGUCCAGGCGUCUACACGCUUCUGGGGUGGUGUCAUGCUAAGUAUAUUGGCUACUACAUCUACCAUUCUUGACCAUUAUCUACGGAAAAUAAAUAGUGGGUUUUCAAUAGGAUUUACAUCGGUUCUAAUAAUUGUUGGAUCAAUCAUCGAACUCAGAAGAUCUUAUCAAGCGUAUAAUGUAAUGCCCAGUCUAAGUAAGGUUCUAAAGCGGUAUGGAGUAUAAGAUUCAGGUAGACAAUACUAUGGAGAUACCUUACACAAGAAACUUGUUGUCAGGUAUAUUACAUCUUUGAUUCAUGCAGUUUCUUAGACUCAGGCAGAAAAAUGAUUUCUGAAGAUUGAGGCAACUAGUCGAAGGAAAAGCUGAAAAUAGAGAGAAAUGUAACAUAAGGCAACCUGAUCUGAUGUAAUUGUUAUGGUAUUUGGAGGCCUUCGGUUAAGAUCCUUGCUUGUAGGCUGUGGCAUUGUUCAGCAUUGGUAAUGUAUUGCUGUGUUAUUUUUUAAUUGAAACAUUUAUUCUUAACCAAAGAUGUGGUAUUGUUAGUUAGAUGCCUCCUGUUUGUUGCAACGAAUUGUUAGGCAAAUGGCCAGCCGCCCAGCCCGUGGCAGAUAUGUGUUUACCGCCGCUGCUGGACAGUCUUGCCUGCUUAAUGACGGGUUGGUAGUUUGGUGUUGUUUAAAGCCCUAUGCUUGUGGGCUAGUUCCCGAGCCAAGCAGUAGCAUGCUCUAAGAGGUGAUUGAGUAGGUACAAAUGUACAAUCACCUCGCAGAUAUGAACUUCUCAAAAUUGAGAGAUGGUUGCAUUUUUUGUUAACUUUUGCACCGUGUUAGUCACUUAGUUGUAGAGCAUAGUAACGUUAUCCAUAAAUUUACUCUGUGAAUGGGUUGUGAAAUUGAGACAUAUUCAUGAUCUAUUUAGUUGUGGAUUAUGCGUGGAAAAUUUGUCAUA
Cuscuta europaea is the source of this 2673-nucleotide messenger RNA. The record is from the annotation of a GenBank genome assembly. Lineage: Eukaryota; Viridiplantae; Streptophyta; Magnoliopsida; Solanales; Convolvulaceae.